Messenger RNA from Ixodes scapularis (black-legged tick), 484 nucleotides. RefSeq lists its product as uncharacterized. NCBI's taxonomy places the organism in Eukaryota, Metazoa, Arthropoda, Arachnida, Ixodida, Ixodidae. Bases 38 to 484 code for a protein of 148 amino acids. The transcript has 4 exons. The record is from RefSeq and is a predicted model, not a curated record.
GGAUCAUUCAAGGAAGGCGAGGAGAGUGCGCACCGUCAUGAAGUUGGGAAUUCCGAGCUCUCUUGUCAUCCUUGUGGUGAUAGCUUCAACGAAUUGCCAAUUUCCCGACUUACAUGUUCAAUGGCCAAGAAGGGGAAAAUUUACAAUAAAGUAUGGCUGCCCAGAAACUCCCAGAACAGAAGUGCUGGCGCAGAGAUACCCAGACUGCCUUUAUUACUGCAAAGACGAAAGUGGUGACUGGAUGUAUGGAUUUUAUAUUCCCGCGACAAACUGCAGUUAUGGCCCCGACAAACGUCCAGGUUCCUGCUUUUUCGGCUCGUGCUACCUGAUUAUGAAAACAGCCACCGACGUCACAUCACCAAAGCGUACACAAGUAUCGACAGUAGAAAGUGGAACCACUCCCACACCUCAAGCAGAAACUGAAACCACCCUCUCACCGCCAGUAAGAAAUGGAACUACUGCCACAUCCCUUGUGGAAAAUUGA